CGUUUGCUCCCAUUUUAGCUAUCGAAGUAGUAAUUGUCCUGGAUUCCGGGACAUUUUGGUCCUUCUCGGAACAUGAUCACGCGUUCUAAAACGAAACAGCUGAGCACACCAGCAAAAAGUGCUGGCAAGACGCGCUCGGACUCAGGAGCGUUGGCUGCGGGUGGGGCCGGCCGGUCCUCGAGAUUGGACACCGUUUCGGCCGGUGCCACUGUUAUGCCCGCACCCCACGUUUUCAAAAGCCCCGAGGAGCCCGGAGCGUCGGCUGCGGGUGGGUCCGGUCAGCCCACAAAGUUGGACACCGUUACGACCGGAACCACUGAUACGCCCGCACCCUACGUCUCCAAAGGCCCCGAGGCCCCCGAGACGCCUCGCCAGUGUCGUGUGAAUAGUGCUGAACAGAUUAAUGUUGUUUCUCCUAGUAACAGGUCGCGUGUGUCGUCUUCUCGUUCAUCAGCCACAAUAAAGGCACUGAGGUUGAACGAGGAGGCCCAAUUGGCGCGUCGCAGCCUGGAGCGUGAACAGCAGCUAUUUGAACGUGAGCAGGCGCUACUGCAACUACAACGCGACCAGGAGGUCGCACGCCAGCGGCUUGACUUCGAACGUAAGCUCUUCGAACAAGCUAAGCAAGUGGAAGAGCUCGAAAUAGAGGCAAGACUGGCAACCCAAGAAGUGGAUGGACGAUCCAACACUCAUACGGUCAGUCAAUCUUAUUCACGUACUGCAUCGUGGGUCCGCGACGUCAACCAUAGCGGCCGUCGUCCCGCUGACAACAACGUCGAUGCGGCCCUAAUAAAUAUCCCGCCUACGGGCGCAGACUCUACUACGGUUCACGUUCGCGAGAGAAAGUUAGGUUUAGAACCUAGUUAUAUUCAACAAAAUAAUGUAAACAACCCUAUCAACCCAUAUUUCUCUCAAGAACGAGAUACCACACGUCAAAAUACUAAUAACACAAAUGAUAUGAUUGCGUCACAUCGCAAUCAUGAAAAUUCAGUGGUACAUCAUAAUCCUGAAAAUCAUGAAAUGCAUCGCGAUGUCUACAAAAAACCCGUGACAUUUCAAAUACCAAUAAAUGACAAUUCAAACUUAUUGCAAACCUCUACGAGCAAUAAUAAUAAGGCACUGACAUCAAUGCCGUUGCUUGACAACCCAAAUAACAAACAAUGUCAGUUGCCGUCAAAUCAGCCAGAGCCUUAUUUUUAUUCUCAAAGGUGCUCACAUAAACUACAGCUUACUCCUUUUAGCGAGAAUCUUGUGCGUUUGAGCGGCGCGCUGCGCGGCGCGGCCCUGGAGAGCGUGUCGUCGCUGCUGUACACGGCGGAGCGGCCCGAGCAGGUGCUCGACGUGCUGGAGCAGACGUUCGCGCUCCCUGAAAUGAUCGUGCUACACGAGAUUACUCUCGUGCGGAAUCUCCCAAAGCUAAGCUUUGAUCAAAAAGAUCUUACCAACUUUGCUUGUAGAUUGCGCAAUUGUAUAGCAGUAAUUAGAAACUUAGAUCAGAUAGAGCAUAUUUAUUCAGUAGAGUUGUUUCAUAGUGUGUUAUCCAAACUGACACCGAUAUUGUACAGUCAGUGGAAAGAAUUUGCGUACAAAAAUGACCGAUCUGUGCCUAAAAUUCAAUUACUGUCUGAGUUUCUUGAUAUUGAGGCUAUAAAGCACAAUCGUUACGGUUUAGUACCUGAUUACGCCCGACGACCUGGCACUGUUAUGCCUGAUUUAGGUAGGCGGUCUGGCACAUUUAUGCCAGAGUUAGGUAGGCAAACCGGCACCUUUACUUCAGGUUUAGGUAGGCGAAAUGGUGCCAUUAUUUCAGAGUCAGGUAGGCGACAUGGUACAGUCGGCAACAAUAAUUUUUCACACAAACCUACACGAAGUGAAAACAUUCAUGUGACAUCUGUGCGUAACACCAACAAUGAACUAUGUCGUUACUGUAACAAUAAACAUAAACUUACGGAGUGUGAGGAAUUUAAGUCACUAUCUUUAGAUGACAAAUGGAUUUGGUUGCGUGAAGCAAAGAUAUGUUCUAAGUGUCUGGUAUCUAAAUCACAUCGGUGGAAGUCAUGCAGGAUCGAUCGAUGUGGUGUCGACGGGUGCGAACGUUUUCAUCACCCAUUGCUACAUUCAGCAACGACGCCUCACGUAGUCAAUGCUGCCAGAGAGUCUCCGUCUUCCUCCUGCGAUGUUAUUGAACACAAAAACAUAAAUAAAACUGUUACAAUUUCUAACGUCACUGGAUCACACUCAAACGAUGAAAUGUUAAGUCCAGAAUCUCAAGUGUUUUUAAGAGUCAUUCCGGUUGAAGUAAGCGGUCCUCAUGGAAAAUAUGACACAUAUGCGUUACUUGAUGACGGUUCCAUGUCAACCAUGAUCGACUGGGAGGUGGCACGCCACAUUGGAGCGACUGGCCCCAUGCAGUCAAUCAAGGUUGACGGAGCCUGUGGAAUGUCAGUACACAGGCCCAUCCAACAUGUUAGCUUUUCUAUAAAAGGCCUGAAGCUUUUAUGUGGGUUUCCAGAUGAUAUCAUUCGUGACAGACAGCUUCAUAUAUUUGCAGACGCCAGCGAGGAGGCAUACGCGUGCGUCGCAUAUUGGCGCUUUACAUUAACGAGCGGUUCCGUAAAGCUGUCUCUCAUUGGAGGAAAGGCCCGACUGAGUCCUUUGAAACCUACGUCUAUACCACGACUUGAACUCCAAGCUAGCCUGAUAGCCUCCCGGUUCGCCAAUACGAUAUGCAUCGGUCACGAAAUAAAACCUGAUGAAAUCUACUUUUGGUCUGAUUCGACCACAGUACUCAGUUGGAUCCGUAGUAAUGCAAGGACAUUCAAACCAUUUGUCGCGAACCGUGUGGGCGAAAUCACCGAAAUCACCAAAGUUACCAACUGGAAAUUCGUACCAGGUGGUUUGAAUGUAGCGGAUGACGCGACUAGAUUAAAAGAUCGUGACAUCGAUUUAUCGCGGUGGUUCUCUGGACCGGAUUUCUUAUUACUGCCGUUCAGCGAAUGGCCCAAAGAACCAUCGACACCUGAAACUACAUCCGUCUUGGAAGAGUUAAAACCCUCUAAGACGCAUGUAGGACUCAUCAAUCUGGACAAGCCUUCAUCGGUUGUGCCAGAUCCCUCACGUUUUAGUGAAUGGUUACGCCUGGUUCGUACAACUGCACGUAUAUUUCAGUGCAUCAAUAAGUUUCGUUCCCUUUUGGCACAUGACAAUCCAAAUUCUAAAAACAAAACUAACCCUUCUUCUAAGCUUCCGCCACUGUCCGCCGUAGAGAUGCAGAAGGCCGAAAUUGCCAUUCUUCGACAGACGCAGACCGAUUUGUUCGGCGAAGAAUUUGCCUUGCUUCGAGAAGCUAAGCCCUUGCCCAAGUCGAGCAAAUUGAAUCCUCUCUGCCCGAUUAUUGAUGAAGAUGGCCUUCUCAGACUGGACAGUCGUAUAAAGCGCAUGAAGAACGUUGACUACGCCACUACAUCACCUAUUAUUCUUGAUGGCCGUCACCCAGCUGUUCGUCUACUCAUACGGCACUACCACGUCGAAGCUGCACACGCCUUCAAUGAGCUGGUGAUUAACGAACUUAAACAAAGAUUUUGGAUACUGCGAUGCCGUAGCGAAGUGCGCAUGGUUGCCCGGAAAUGUGCCUACUGUAUAAAGCGUAAAGCAACGCCUCACAUCCCACCAACCGGCGAUAUACCAGAUGUGCGCCUGAAACACCACAAACGCCCGUUCACAAACACCGGGCUAGAUUAUUUUGGCCCCGUCGAAGUGUCAAUCGGCCGUCGACGAGAGAAACGAUGGAUAGCCCUCUUUACCUGCAUGACGACACGAGCAGUGCACCUGGAAAUUGUUGCUAGCCUAUCAUCAGAUUCCGCAAUCAUGAGCAUACGUCGUUUUGCUGCACGUCGAGGACUCCCGAAUAAGAUACUUUCGGACAAUGGGACUUCCUUUGUUGGAGCCAACAGACAACUGUGCGAAUUUUACAGCGACGCCGUGCAAGACUUUGCUGCCAGCAAACGCAUAGAGUGGUGCUUCAUUCCCCCGGCGUCACCAUUCAUGGGUGGUUGUUGGGAGAGACUUGUAAAGACAGUUAAGACAGCACUCCUUGUGACUCUAAAAGAAAGGGCUCCCAGAGAGGAACUACUCCAUACUCUUCUCCUAGAGGUAGAGGCGCUAGUAAACUCGCGGCCAUUAACCUACGUUACUGAGAACAGAGAGUAUGAAAGCCUGACUCCAUCCCAUUUCUUGAUAGGUACCUCUUCACCGCAGCAGCUACCGGCCGUUUUAGACGAUGGUGUAUUUUCAUCGAGGAAGGAGUGGCAAAAAGUUCUACGACUGUCCGAGCACUUUUGGACCAGGUGGCUCAAAGAAUACCUGCCCAGUCUAAAGCCGAGAAGAAACAACGGGAGGCAGUAUCACAAUUUAAAAAUAGACGACGUUGUCCUCGUAGUUGACCCCGACCUGCCUAGAGGUGUUUGGCCUAUAGGCCGUAUAGUGGAAGUGUUCCCGGGCAGAGAUGGGAUUGUCAGAGUGGCUGACGUGGCCACAAAAGGGGGCCUAUUAAGGAGGCCCGCCAGAAAGUUAGCUCGACUGCACGAAGAAGUUGUGUAG
Cydia fagiglandana is the source of this 4599-nucleotide messenger RNA. RefSeq lists its product as uncharacterized. Bases 73 to 4599 code for a protein of 1508 amino acids. Gene Ontology annotation, biological process: DNA integration. Lineage: Eukaryota; Metazoa; Arthropoda; Insecta; Lepidoptera; Tortricidae. The transcript has 3 exons. The record is from RefSeq and is a predicted model, not a curated record. Gene Ontology annotation, molecular function: nucleic acid binding.